AUGCGGUUCAUACAUACUUGGAGAACACUUUCAAAAGAAUUGCCCUCAGCAACUUCGACUAUAGUCAAGUUUAAGCUGCAGAAGGAUGCUGUAAGUAUUGAUAAUUUAGCUAACCUGGAGAAAGGUGCAGCUGUGACAGUCAAUGGCUGGAUCGACAAGAAACCCAACAACGUUGGUAAGAAGUUGGCUUUCUGUACUUUAAGAGAUGCCAGUGGUAAGAAAAUACAGCUAGUUGACUCUAAAUCGCUGUUGAAGGGUGCCAAUGUUGAAGAUGUAGUUCAAAUUCAGGGAUCAGUUGCACCCAAAAGAUCGAAAGAUGCCACUGCUGAAGAAUCCUUUGAAAUCAAACUAGAAUCUAUCGUCACACUUAAUCCAGCCAACAAGAAACCUUCAGAGUUACAGCAUUUUAAGACAGAGGGGACGUAUCCCCCGGAAUACAGGUUCCUGCAGCUCAGAUUACCAGAAUAUCAGGAUAAGUUGAAGAAAAGAUUCGAGAUUACGAAGACUGUUAGGCAAUUGUUGGAUAAACAGGCAUUUACCGAAAUAGAGACUCCAAUUCUUUUCAAAUCGACCCCAGAGGGUGCUAGAGAGUUUCUAGUGCCAACGAGGAAGGCCGCUGAUGAUUCAAAAAAACCAACAUUUUACGCUUUGCCUCAAAGUCCGCAGCAGUACAAGCAGCUGUUGAUGGCUAGUGGAGUCAGUCGCUAUUUCCAAGUGGCUCGCUGCUUCAGAGAUGAGGACUUGAGAGCAGAUAGACAACCAGAAUUCACGCAGAUUGAUAUCGAGAUGGCUUUUGCUGACGGAUCUGACGUCAUGAAAGUGGUAGAGGAUACUGUCAUUUCGACCUGGAACGAGCACGCUCCAAGCUGUGAACUGCUAACGUUAGAUAGAAGUGGAAAAUUAGUACCGGUACAAGGACAGCCAGUGUACCAGAUGUCUUAUCAGCAAGCAAUGACCCAAUACGGUAUUGAUAAGCCUGACCUUAGAGCACCAGAUCUAAAGAUCAUGGAUUUAUCCGAGUUCAAAGCUUUUGGCCAUACAAACAAAGAUUUUCCUGUUUUCGAGGUUAUGGUCCUCCGAAAUGCGUUUAAUCCUGAAGAAGGGUCCAACAAUUGGUCGUUCUUAACAAACAUUGACGAUUAUAACUCCAGGGUACCUAUUGUGGUGCCAAUAGAAACUGAACAAGAUGAAUCUUCUUGGUUCGAAAAGUUUUUGUCUAUUGCUACAUUUGAGAAUCCAAAGCUGGUAACAAGGUUCUUGAAUUUGAAGAAAGGCGACAUUAUUUGUGGCUCCACAAGACAGCAUGCUCGUCACUUAUUUGAAAAUCCCACUCCCAUGGGAAGGCUACGCCAACUUGUACUGCAAAACACCAAAGGUAAAGAUCUAUAUCAGCAGACGACAAAAAAUGUUGUCUCAUGGGUCAUCGAUUUUCCAUUGUUCUCACCUGUUGAGACUAUGGCUGAAAAGAAUGCUCACUAUCCAAUUUAUGAGCCAGGGGCGGUCACAGCGACUCAUCAUCCCUUCACAAUGGUACGCCUUGCAGAUUAUGAAAAGUUAAAAACUAAUCCUUUACAAUGUCUAGGGCAACAUUAUGAUUUAGUCAUUGAUGGUGUUGAAUUGGGAGGCGGUUCGACGAGAAUACAUGACCCAGAAUUACAAGAAUACAUCUUUGAACAAGUACUCAAUAUCACUAACGCAGAAGUUUUGUUUGGACAUUUACUUAAAGCUUUCCAAAUGGGCACACCUCCACAUGCAGGUUUUGCCAUUGGAUUCGACAGAAUGUGUGCCAUGCUAUGUGGUACCCAAAGUAUCCGUGAUGUUAUUGCAUUCCCAAAGAGCAUAACGGGUUCAGAUCUUGUGGUCGGGAGCCCCACUACUGUUCCAGAGAAGACAUUGAACAAUUACAACGUUGCUUACGCUAAGACAAAAUAG
This is a messenger RNA of Torulaspora delbrueckii, 1932 nucleotides long. RefSeq names its product aspartate--tRNA ligase MSD1 (gene MSD1). The coding region runs from base 1 to 1932 and encodes 643 amino acids. The record is from RefSeq and is a predicted model, not a curated record. Lineage: Eukaryota; Fungi; Ascomycota; Saccharomycetes; Saccharomycetales; Saccharomycetaceae. Gene Ontology annotation, molecular function: nucleic acid binding; ATP binding; aspartate-tRNA ligase activity. The transcript has a single exon. Gene Ontology annotation, cellular component: cytoplasm; mitochondrion. Gene Ontology annotation, biological process: aspartyl-tRNA aminoacylation.